Anastrepha ludens (Mexican fruit fly) is the source of this 5421-nucleotide messenger RNA. RefSeq lists its product as uncharacterized. Bases 999 to 4298 code for a protein of 1099 amino acids. NCBI's taxonomy places the organism in Eukaryota, Metazoa, Arthropoda, Insecta, Diptera, Tephritidae. The transcript has 6 exons. Gene Ontology annotation, molecular function: protein binding. The record is from RefSeq and is a predicted model, not a curated record.
CACUCAGUGCAAAACGUCGUCGCAAAUACACAGCGCAAAGUGGCCGAGUUUUUCACUGGCGAAAUGUUAAAAAUCAAUACGAGCGCAACGUUUUCACAGAAAAGCAAUCAAUUUUGUUUAAUUAUUCCCUAAGCUAAGCCAAAGAAUAUUAAAAUUUAUAAAAUUUAAGCUAUUAAGCUAAAUGAAAUAGAAAAAUCAAACGUGAAUGUAUUUGUGGCAACGAUUUAGCAAAGUAGAGGAGCACCAGCGGUGCCACCAAUGCCAGCAAAAGCAGCAAGCGGAGCAGCAGCAGCAGCAGCAGCGGAAGCAAAAAGUGCUAAGUUUUAGCUGAAGCUUGAGGAGACGGUAACGCGUUACGCGACACGGUUAACGAGUAACGGGAAACGGGAGUUCUUUUUUCUUUUUUGCUGGCAAACGAGUGCCAGCUUGCGUGAGCCUGGUGGCAAUAAAAGCGGUAGUAGUGCGUAAGUGUGAAGUUAGCAAGAAGUGUGAAAAGAAAAAUUGCCACCGCGAAAAGUGGAACGAAAAAUUCUGCGUAGCAAUAAUCAAGCGAAUGUAUUCAAAUUAAUAUUCAACUUCGAUUUUCCAUUUCCAUAAGCCAGCUUUCGAUUUUUACUACAAAUACCAGUUCGGCUGCGUUCCACCCCGCGCAUCCAAUAUAGCGAAAAGGGAAAGGAAAAACAACAUCAGUACGCACAAGUCAAUCGCCGUCCAUUCGGUUGGUGUGCCGUUGCUGCUGGCUUUAUUGUUGUUGUUGUUCUGUCGAACCGAAUAGUUAGCAUUUCGCCCUACUAACACAACAACACAAGUCAUUGCUAAAUUAUUAGUAAUUAGAGUAAUUUUGUUUUGUUAACGCAGCUAUUGUUGUUAUUGUUGUUACUAUUAUCAACUGUGACUUGGUAUUGCGCAGCGCACGCGUUGUUUGCGGUGCGGUAGUGAGGUGGAGCGGUGGUAUCGUUGGAAGCGGUGUUAAUGUUAAAAAACCAUAAGUGGAAAUUAUGGCCUCUUCGCUGCUGGCCCUUAGUGAUUUAAUACGAUUCCAAUUGGAGCGCAUCAAACUAGACGAAUUCACCUACAAAGAUGAGCUGCAACUGCUGCGCCAAUUGUUGGCGCUGGACAUGCCACAGCCGCCGAACGCCGUGCUUUCGAAUGGCAGCAGUCAGGAGCAUAACCAGCAGCAGCCAACACAAGCAGGCGCGCCGGCAAUCGUUUGUACGCCGACUCAAACGCAAGCAACAACGCAGUCGCAGACGCACUCACACUCCCAGACGCAGUCGCAGUCACAGCAAUCACACACACAGACGCAAACACCGUUACGCUUGCAAGCGCCACAGCAUCACCAACAUCAAGCGUCACAGCCGUAUUACACGCAGCAUUCGUCACAGCUACCGCUACCACCGCCGCCACAGUACCAACCAAAAUCAUUGCCGCAAAAUCACUAUCCACCGCCGCCGAGUCAGAGCCAGAGUCAGUGUCAUCUUAGCGGCGCGCUUAGCCAGAGUAACAAUCAGUUUCAGCAUUCAAGUCAUAGCCACAGCCACGGGCUUAGUCAGAGCCAACAGAAUCUGUAUCCUCCCAGCAGCCACAGUCCGCUGCAAAAUCAGCUCAGCUAUGCGCAGAGCCAAAAGCAACGUCAAAAGCAGCGCCGCUUUCAGCAGCAAAACUCCAAGCGUUCGCACCAAAUGCAAAGUCGCAGCAAAACGCUUGCACAGCCGACCGAUAGCGAUGGCGCAGGAACUGCGGAUGAGUCCAACAAUACCGGCGCCAGCAAUCACCAGUCACCUGGGGGAGGCGGUUAUACUGGCGCCUGCAAUGGCGGUAUUGGCGCGCUCGGUAGCAGCGGCGAAUUGGCCGAUGAGGAGUUGGUCGGUGCGGUGGGUGGCAAUGGUGGCGGCGCUGGCGGUGGUGCGGCAACGAAUGGUGCCAUUGGCGGGAGUGAGGAUGGAUCCAGUGCCAGCAGCAAUGCUGACCUACAAAAAGAUUUCAAAGUCCAAGUGCUCGAGUGGUUUCAACAGUUGUACGUCCAAACGGAAUCGUUCAGAUCGGACGAGGAGUCACAACGUGUCCGUGAAGCGGGCAAUAAUUGCUAUCGUAAGGAACACCAUCCACUCAAGGCAUGCGAUCUCUACACGGAGGCAAUAUUUUUAGCGCCCGUCGAAGAGGAUGCGGACAAUACAACAGCGGCAAUGGCGCACGCCAAUCGUUCGACAGUGCUGCAUGAUUACGGCAUGUAUGAGGAAGCCUACGACGAUUGCCUGUGUGCGCUGGAGCUGGGCUACCCCGAGGAGUAUAAUGCUUUGAUCAAAUUACGCCAAGCCGCUUGUGCCUUAAAGUUGCGUAACUUUGCACUCUGCGAGUUGCAUGUGCAUGAGCUAUUGCACAUGGAUCUCUCCGAGGCGUUCGAGGCGCGCACACACGAACUCUGGCACGAAUGCGAGGUGCUGAAAUCGGAGAAGGUCGAUAUGGGCGUGCAAACCGAUGAUGAUCAUUAUACGCUGAUGGCGCCGCCGCCGCCGCAACACAUACUGCGCGGGAGCAACAGUAAUCGCCUGAAAGUUUACGAAGUCGCCUGGUCGGAUACGUCGAAUGCCAUUACAACGACGCGACGCGCCUACUUGCGCGCCACCACAGAUAUUGUGCGGCAUAUGCCGAUUUUCAGCGAGGACGCGGCGGUAUUUGUGUCCAGCGGUCAAGCGCGCAUCUGCGACAACUGUUCCAUUACACAGUUCAUACCAUUCCCAUGCGACUACUGUUCGAAUCGCACAUCCGUUUAUUGUUCGCGUAAAUGUCGUGCCCAGCACUCGGCCAUACACGUGCUGGAGUGCUUCGCCCACCAGAUUGAGUUGUUCGAGGAGUUUGGCGAGUCGUUCGCCAAACCGCGUCUACUACAGCUCGCCUUUCGCAUGCUAAUCACCGGAUUGCCACAAGUGAUGCCGCACUGCCGCAAACGGCCGACUGUGAAUAAAAUGUGGAACGCAUUCAAUGGCAUACUCACCGAACGCACGGACAUACCAUAUUCGGCGCUGUUACGCCUCGAAACGCACCUCGAUAAAAUCGAUGCCGAAACGACUAUUUCGCUAGCCAUUGCCGCGCACAUAUUGGCCAUCUAUUUGGCCGAGUGCACCGACUUCUUCGAGCACCUCGACCUCAUGAUGCCCGCCACAAUGAAAUUGGCACGCAGCGAAUGGAUACUGUUGUCCGCCGCGCUGCUGCUACGCCACAUCGGCCAAUUGAGGCACAAGAAUCUCAUACACUGCCCGUCCUUUGUGUUGCCCGCAGAUCCGCACAUACUUUCGCCACUCUACGAAUACAGCCUGUGGUCGGGUGUGAAGCACAUACGACAGGGUCAACUGCAUCUACUGGCCGGCGAUGUGGCGUGUGUCGCUUAUGCGGUUUACCCGCAAACACUUAGCCUAUGUCGACAGUCGUGUGUCGGCCAAUUGUAUCGCAAACAUUCGGGUCGGCAAGUGACCGCAUAUGCGACCUGUGACAUUCUGUUGGGCGCAUGCAUAACCAAUUGUUUCGUCUACACUGGUGACUAUCGACAAUCGUUGCACGAGACACGGAGGCAGGACCUCAAGGCGCGCGGCAUCGACUGCAAGUGCGACAAGUGCUUUCGUCCAUAUCCGGAUGAGGAUUUUCAUAAAUUUCAUCGCUAUCGCUGUGAUAAUCCAAAAUGUAUGCAAAUAUUCACACCACCCGCCAGCGAUUUCAAACACACACGCAAUUUACGCUGGUGGCGCAGUCCAUAUUACAAACACCGCGACAACGAGGGCACCGAUCUAUUGGUGUGCAACGUUUGUGACGAAACCCAAAAACUGGAAUGGUUUUGGACAUUCAACGCUGCAUUGAGCGACUGUGAUUCGAUUGAGGUGCGUUGCAAGUUGUAUGCGGCCGUUGAGCGCGCCGAAACGCAACUCGUUGAAUUGCACGAAUGCAAAGUCGCUCUGGCGCGCCAAUUAGUCGAGCAAUGUUUAUUGAUGCAUCGAGAAGGACAAAACCCACUCGACGAUUGGGAGUUCAAUAAGCUUGGCUCGAUUAUGCGCAAUGCUCUCAAUAUUGUAGCUGCACAAUACAGUGUCUUUAGCAUAGAAUAUAUACAACACAUGUCCUAUUUUUGGGACAUAAUGGCACUUAGCAAUUACAAAUGUAGCGAUAAGGAACUGAUGCAAAUGUUACAAGCACUCGAAUAUAUACCGGACGAAUACAAGGAGAUCUUCAUCAACUACUACGACGACUUCAUAACACCGAAAUUCGCUGAGGAAACCUACACCAGUCUCAUGGAUACGCAAGUUUAGGCAUUCAACGACAAAUAGCGCAACAAAAAUAUAAUCAAAUAGAACAACAACAACAAAUACAGAUGGAAACGAACUUUCAGCAUACAGGACGUUGACAUAACAAACCAACAAACCAAAAAAACAAAAAACUGUAACUAACUUUAACUAUUAUAACUAUAAGAAAUAUAAGAGCAAUGCUGUAAUUUAAACUCAAAAAACUCGUUACUCGGUACUCGGUAGAAAACAAAAACACCCACAAGCAACACACAAACAACAGGAAUGACCAGAACAACACAACCUUGAUUGUAGUCUCAAUAUUCAGAAACAGAAACAAAAAAAUGAAUGUACUCUUUUCCUCUAAUUUCAAUUUUUGGUUUAGAAAAAUAUCUUCUUCAUGCGGAAAUACUCGUUAAAAUCAAUAGCAAAACAAAAAACAACAACCAUUGUACUAGUAAACUAAAACAAAUUACGCUUGACGUCAAAAAAAGCGGUUAAGUGAAACACUAUUGAAGUAAAAGAGAGGAGAAAUGUGCUGAGAGAGUCAAUGAAACUCUACAAACGAGAACACACAAAGCAAACAGUUGAACGUGAAAUGCAUUGAAGCAGAAAAGAGCGAUGAACAUUAAAAAGAAAUUUUCAAAAUAAAAAUUUCGUUCUUAAAACUGCAAUGGAAAAUUGAAAAUCGGUUUAGAGUCAAUUUUUCAGUGCCCAUUUAACACAACCAAAUUUUGAAACUAAGUUUUAGCUUGCACGGUUGGCAGUCAUAAACACAAAAAUAGAAAAAAAAAUCAUUCUCACGACAGUCGGUUCUACGUUAGCGUAACAUCCCGGAAUUAUAUCCAACUGCAGCAAAGGAUGAUAGCUACCAGGUUUGCUCGUUAGGUAUGAUGAAAAAACAUAUUUUUGAGGGGAACUUUCGUCAUGGGGAUUCUACGUCAUUCGCUUUGUGUUUCACAAAACUUAACUUUAGCUUAGUGAAGCACAAAACGGCAUAUCAGUCAAAUUCGCUCAGAGCCGAAUCUGCCGGUCUGCUAGGUAGUACACCUCUAAAAAUUUUUUCACCAUGCACUGCAGCAGCAAUCCCCGUACAUGCUGCUACAUCAACAACAACAAAAACAUAAAAGCUCCACAUAUUGACUAGUUU